Drosophila grimshawi is the source of this 1489-nucleotide messenger RNA. RefSeq lists its product as uncharacterized. The coding region runs from base 28 to 1383 and encodes 451 amino acids. The record is from RefSeq and is a predicted model, not a curated record. NCBI's taxonomy places the organism in Eukaryota, Metazoa, Arthropoda, Insecta, Diptera, Drosophilidae. The transcript has a single exon.
AAAGAACAAGAUUUCGACUGCAAAAAGAUGUGUGAAAAGUUACAACGUGUUGUUGUCUCCCUCACGGAUUCCAUGCACAAAAUGUCCAAUAGCAGCCGAAUUGACAAAUCUAUUGAUGGCAAUGUGAAAUUGCUGAGCAAGACGACUCUGAUGCUGCGCUUGAUGAGCGGCAAUGAGUCAAGGAAAAAAUCACAAUCAACUGAUUACGUUCAGCGGUUGCAGUUUGACGCUGUAGGCUACGAGGAGGAACGACAUGUGAAGGAUGAGCUCAACGGAUUGUUGGCGCAGAUGAUACGUCAUCAUCGCUCUGGCUGUCUGCUCCGCUUGACGCCUCGUCGCAGCCACAAUGUGAAUCUGUUGACGCAUCUGCUCGUCUCGCAAUUGGACAAGUUGUUGGGGCAGCAUCGCCUUGAGGGCAUCUGUGUGGAGUACUAUGAUGUGAGGAAGUUUGACAUGAUCAACAUGCUGGCCAAAUCCCGACGCAGCGGUAAGAGGGAAAUGCAAAGCACCAGCGAGUUAUUCCAAUGGCUGCGCAAUGAGUAUGCAUCGUUGCGAGUCUCUGCAACUGGCGAUGAUUACAUUCAUGUGGAAUUUCUGCUCAAUGAUGGCGGUCACAGGCACAAGGUUCAAUUCUCCCUGUUUGACAUCUUCGACUGCACUUGUCGCACGGAUCUGGUGAAGUUUUUUCGGCAACUACCAAAGCGAAAACACUCGCAGAACUCGCUAAUCUUGGACUGCAUCAAGGAGAGUUUUGACUCUAAGCGAUCAGUCUGCACUCUGGUGCUCUGCGAGAUUUCGCUGGACAAGGAGUGCGUCAAGGAGUUGCCGCAGUUCCUGCAGCUAGCGGAUUUGGCCAGCAGGAGCAUUGGCGGAAAGGAAAUUCAAAGUAAAUCCACCGAUUCCCAUUCAUUGGAGGACAUCAUCAGCAGUGAAUCCAAGGAUCUCUCAAUCCAAUCGCCUUAUGCUCGACCUGCCAGUCUCACCCAUGAGGAUUACAGCAAACUCUCCUCUUGGUAUUUUCGAAUAGACAGCAUAUACUCCAAGGUGAGGUCCACCAUGGAGCGUCACUAUAAUAUGCAGUACCGCCAAAAGUUCCUUAAACUUUGUCAGCAACUGAAAUACAGCCGCAUCUCCAAUGAUAAGUCUGGUGGGGAUGCGCACCGUUUGUUGCUCCAGCGCAGCUUCGAGGAUGUGGAGGCUACUGCCAAUUAUGCGGAGGCUCUGCGGCAAUUUCGACAGCUGGAAAAGGAGGUGAACAAAUCAAACUUUGCUCCCACUUUGUCGACGUACCUAAGCACCAAGAACUUCGAGCUCCUGAACGAUGAGUAUGGUCUGCAGCAACGGGAAUUGCUAAAUCUUCGAGAGCACAGAAGUCUCAUAUAGGAAUUAGGAUAAUUCUGUCAAGGAUUAUAAAAAAAAAAGUGAAACCUAAAACUUAUCUAUUUGAAAUUGUUCAGUAUUACAAGUUAAAUAUAUUAAUUAAAUCAAA